This is a messenger RNA of Seminavis robusta, 3621 nucleotides long. The record is from the annotation of a GenBank genome assembly. Lineage: Eukaryota; Bacillariophyta; Bacillariophyceae; Naviculales; Naviculaceae.
UGGGGAGCUGAGACGCACAGUACCCUGUAUCUUUCUCAAAUGUUGAGUCAUGAGUGUCAGUGACCGCGUCGACAAAUCUUUCUUUCCCGUUCACAAAACUGACGACCAUGACGAAGGAAACGUCCAAGACGAGCGCCUCGUCGGCUGUGUGGAGGCUUGUCUCGUCCCUUAUUAUUCUUGCAUCUGUUCUGUUACUAUCGUCAUUGACGUUGUUCAAGCAAGAUGUUCGCCAUGAAAACGAAACAAGUGAUGAUCAUGUUCGCAACCUCAUCAAAGAAGACGAUCAAGGAGGCAUCCAAAAAAUGGCGGCCGUGGAUGAUCCCAAGGUCUUGAACGUUCAUGUGGUACCUCACACACAUGAUGAUGUGGGAUGGCUCAAGACUGUAGAGCAGUACUUUUACGGUCUCAAUAUGACCAUUCAAAAAGCUUGUGUCAAGGACAUUUUGGAUACCGUGGUGGAAGCACUCCUCGACAAUCCACACAGAACCUUUACCUAUGUCGAAAUGAGGUUCUUCUCCAUGUGGUUCUACAAUCAAACUGAUGCUGUCAAGGAUUCCGUUCGAUUUCUCAUUGCCAACAAACAACUCUCCUUUGCCAAUGGUGGGUGGUGCAUGCACGAUGAAGCUGCUACCCAUUUCAUGGGAAUGAUUGAUCAGACCACCUUGGGACAUGCCUUUUUGAAAGAGGAACUGGGAUACAUUCCCAAGGUGGGAUGGCAGUUGGAUCCAUUUGGCCAUAGUGCUACACAGUCGUCUCUGCUAUCGGCAAAAACGGGCUUUGAUGCUCUUUAUUUUGGACGAAUUGAUUAUCAGGAUUUGGAUAUCCGGAAAAAGACGCAGCAGUGUGAAGGUUUGUGGGCUUCUUCCGAAGCGUGGAAGAAUGACACCACCAGUACGCUCUUUUGGGGCCUUACAGGAAGUUACUCGGGAAACUAUGGUUCUCCUCCUGGAUUUUGUUUCGAUGUCCUCUGUCCGCGGGAUCCUCGAUUGGUUGAAAUGAAUCGAACCGCACUGUUGACGAGAAUCCAAUACUUUGCGUCGUUGUUAAAGACACAAAGUGAUCGAACCCAGGGAAAUCACAUCAUGUUGACCAUGGGAGAAGAUUUCAAUUAUCGACACGCCAACUCCAUGUUUGCCAAUACGGAUUUGAUGGUGUCAUCGGUCAACAUGUUUCAGCGAUGGAACCUUCUGGAUGUGCCAUCCAUCAUGGGGCCAAGAUUCAACCGAAUCAACAUCUUCUACUCGUCGCCAGAGUACUACACGCAGAUGAAGCAUGCGCAGACCGAAAAAACCAACAAACAGAACAAAGCAACAACACAAUCAAAAUCCACCCGUACGACUACGACUACUAGUACUGACGGUAGUGUCGAAUGGAAAACCAAGACUGAUGACUUCUUUCCAUACUCCGACUGCCCUCAUUGUUUCUGGACGGGAUACUUUACUUCCAGGGCUGCCUUUAAGAGACUGGAACGAGUGAGUUCCUCGUUUCUGCUGGCAGCUCGACAAAUCGAGUCAUUCCCGGACACCAAUGGCACCUCCAGUAGUGCUGGCGAUGAUGAACCCUUGUAUGAACUCGAAGAUGCACUGGGAGUGGCGCAGCACCAUGAUGCGGUGUCGGGAACCGCCAAACAACACGUCUCCAAUGACUACAGCCGGCGCUUGCAGUCCGGAAUCAACAGAGCAGCAAUCUUUGUGGAAAACAAGUUGAAGCAGGUGCUUGCCAAUGGAUCCAGUGUGCUCAAUAAUCUUACUUAUUGCCAACUGAUCAACGAAACAAUCUGCGAAGUGUCUCAAGAAGCAACCAAGGAAACUGGUAACGACAUGUACGUGGUGGUGUAUAAUCCAUUGGGUUCCAACAAAUCUAGGAUCAUUAGGCUGCCUGUGUCGGCCUCUGGGCCGUUUGAAGUGACAAAAAUGGGCAACGAAAGUGAUACCAGUACAAGUCAGUACUUCACGGCCACUAGCGCCCAACUACAGGAAGUGAGAUCUACCGCGGCUGCCAAGUAUGUCCUUUCGUUCAGUACAGGCGCGCUUGCACAUGUCGGUGCUACGACCUUCAAGGUCACGAGAACGACCUCGGACAUUGUUGCUGUGGUGGCCGAAAAAAGUCGUCGUCUGCAGUCUAAGGUUGUCAUCAAGGAUAGCAACGAAGCCGUCGCUGCUUCCAACGGCUUGUUGGAAGCUCAAUUCGAUCGGAACACCGGCGCGCUGGAAGCCAUAUCAAUGAAUAACGUCACCGUAGAUGUGUCCCAGAGUUGGGGCUAUUAUACGUCGUUUGACAACAAAAUGGACAAGCCGGACAAUACUGUCGGAGGGAAGCAGAACUCGGGAGCAUACAUUUUCCGCCCCAGCAAACCGAACCAGGAACUCAACGUCAUUCCCUAUGCACAAGGUGCCAUCUUUGUGAACAAUUCUCUGGGACUUGAGGUGCAUGCGCAAUUUGAGGAAAGAUGGAUCAAGCAAGUCACAAGGGUGAUGAAAGGCCUCCCAUAUGUCGACAUAGAGUUUACAAUAGGGCCAAUUCCAAUUGAUGACAAUAGAGGAAAGGAAAUUGUGACCAGAUUUAAUACUGCAAUUCAAAGCAAUGCAACAUUCUACACCGAUUCCAAUGGGCGCGAGUUUCAAAAGCGUCACCGCAACUUCAGACCAUCCUGGCCUUUGGAUGUGUAUGAGCCUGUUGCUGGAAACUACUAUCCUGUGAACGCAGCAAUAUACAUUGAAGACAAGUCUUCAUCCUUCUCUGUUCUGGUUGAUAGAACUCAAGGCGGGGCCUCAUUGUUGGAUGGAUCCGUGGAGCUGAUGGCACAUCGGCGUCUCGUUGCUGACGACCGUCGUGGUGUUACUGAGCCCAUGAAUGAAACAGAUGGUGGUGUGACCCCUUACCCGCCUUAUGGAACAAAUGAACGCUGGGGCGAGGGUCUUGUGAUUCGCGGUUCACACCGGAUCAUGAUUGGAGCUGGAAACCAAGGAGCAAGCCUUGCCCGUUCUGAAAUGGACGAGAGCUUUGCGAAUCCCUUGGUCUUUGUCGCCUCUGCAAAGUCCGACGAUCGGGUUUCGUUGUCAAGAGUGUCCUUUUCGGCGCUACAAGCUGCGCUCCCACCCAAUGUCAUGUUGGUGACCUUCAAGAAGCUUCAUGGAAACCACACGAACGAGUACUUGAUUCGACUGGGUCAUCAGUAUUCUUUGGGAGAAGACGACCAGCUUUCCAAACCUGCAACUAUCGACCUUUCCAAUCUCUUUGCGGGCUUCACGGUAGCAUCUGUAACAGAGAUGACGCUGAGCGCAAACCAAGCCUACGACAACUGGAUCAAGACCCGCCUCGAUUGGACCGGCUCGGGAGGCAGAUCACUCUCCGGGUUGGGCGAUGACAACACAACGGUGGUGCUCCAACCAAUGGACGUCCGAACCUAUGUUGUAGCACUGAAUCGGCGUCGCCGUGAAAGUGGCACGAAUUCCUAAUAAAGCGGGUUCUGAACUCGAAGAAUAAAGCUCAAUCUAUAGACCAUCAGCAAUGCAUCCUAGAAAGUGCCUCUGGAAAGCUAAGCUAAGCUAAACUAAACUAAACUCCACAAGACUUCCUCACCUGCUCGAAGUGGGGUCACAGACUUGCCAUCCCCAAAGU